Mya arenaria is the source of this 3630-nucleotide messenger RNA. RefSeq lists its product as uncharacterized. Bases 2 to 3130 code for a protein of 1042 amino acids. Gene Ontology annotation, molecular function: damaged DNA binding. The transcript is spliced from 14 exons. Gene Ontology annotation, biological process: base-excision repair; single strand break repair. Lineage: Eukaryota; Metazoa; Mollusca; Bivalvia; Myida; Myidae. Gene Ontology annotation, cellular component: nucleus. The record is from RefSeq and is a predicted model, not a curated record.
UAUGCCUACUGAAUCAAUCAAAUACGUGGUUUCGUUUUCAUCUCAGCUCACCAACCUGGUUUGGAAUAAGGAUGAGAAACAUCCAGUCAGCAACUUGAUCAAGGGAGAUGGCUUCAAGAAGUGGCUCUGUCAUCCGCAAGAACGUUCAGGACAAGUGGAAGCUAUUUUCCAGCUGGAAAGGCCAUGCAUCAUCUCAUACAUAGAUCUGGGAAGUUUAUGGUGUGCUACCAUUGAAAUCCAGGUUGGUUGUUCAGAAUGGCCUGCAGGUCGGGAAUAUGAAACCCUGGCUUAUACCGUCAACCUCAUGACUCCUUCAGACAGCAUGCAAAACAAAAACCCAAACAAAACACAGAUGUUCUCACCAGACAUGUUCUGUCCUGAGAUAGCAAAGAGGUCAUGGGACAGGGUGAAGGUUGUAUGUCGUCAGCCGUACAAGAAGCUCACCCAGUUUGGGCUCUCCUUUAUCCGUGUGCGGUCAAAUUCCACACCCACUGGGGCUGGUACAACGGGCCUUGCGGUCAACUGUGCUGAGAACAAAUCUGCUUCUGUUAAAGACAUUCAGAGACACUUCCUGGGAAAAUUAGAAAAUGGGAAGAACAAAAACAAUGACCCUCUGAAAUCCCGCCUAUUGAAGAUAGCAGCCAGCUCGGAGAGUGGUUCUGAACACGAUGACUCCCUGUCUCGCACAGCAAAACUUGUCCUGGCGGCAUCAGCCAUCAAAACAAACCCCUUUCUCAACCCUAGCCCUACUGGUAAAGGGGAGAGACCAGCUAUGUACUCCAGCCAUAUGGAACAGAAAUCUGCACCAAAGUUGGAUGAGGACAUAGCAGAGUUCCUGGCCAGUUACCCUAUAGAUAGAACACAGCUGGACACCAUCACUAUCGCAGAUCUCAGACACAAGUUUGAAAAACAGAAAAGACGAAAGUUGACCAAAGAUGAAAAGAAGAUCUUCAUCAAGAUGACACAAGAUUUUAUCAUGGAAUUGUUUAAAGAACAGACAAAUGAGUGUCCGGGGAAAGAAAAUGAAAAAUCAAAUGUGGAUAGUGAAACAAGAGCACCAAAUACUGUUCAUUCUAGUAAAGAUGAAAACAAAAAUCUGAAUGCAGAUCAACAUUCGUCGAUUAGGAACACGAAUCCUGUUGAAGUGAAAUCUGCUAAACAAUGCUCAAGUGAUACAGCACCUCAAAGAGCUGAAAUACUGAAUGUGCCAAGGGACAGAACUCCUAGCACCAAAAGAAAACUAGAAACAGAUGUAGUUACUCCCCCUGCAAAGAAACCAACUGGAAUGAGACAACAAAUGAAGAGUGUUGAAAAACAAAUAUGUGUAAUUGAUAAGAAAGAUAUUAUGAAUGACAUAAAGAAAAGCAAAGGCAUCUUUGAUCCAUUAAAAAACUGCACUUCUACGCCGAUUAAUGUACCUUUUCAAUACAAGGGCCUUAGAGGAAGUGACAUUGAUCUCGAUUCAUCUUCCAUGUUUCCAUCACCUAGUAGCGCAAAGAAUAACAAAAUCAACGCCGUCUCAGUUUGUGAGUCUCCUACAAAUGGAUGGUUAAACACCUCCAGAGGCCCCAAUAUCUCUAACUGCUCUGAUAUCCAGUCCACUUCAAUGUGCCAGAAGUCUAAUGUUUCAGGCAAGUCAACUCCAAUGAGUCAAAAAUCUAAUGUUUCUGACAAUGUGAUUAAAACAUCUUUCAAUUCUUCUGGAAUGAAGAAACCGUCAUUUCUGGAGCUGCUGUCAAGCAGUGACGACGAUGAAGAUAUCUUGCAGGGUUUGGAGGCAGCUAUGAAGAAAGGCCAGCGUGGCAGGGGGCGUGGUCGUGGGAGAGGAAGGGGCAGGGGCCGAGGAAAACAUUCUUCAUCAAAUUCAAUUCACCUGGAUGACGAUGAUGACCUUGACUUUCCCUCACCACAGAAGAGAGGCCGUGGCAGAGGGCGGAGUAGGGGUCGGGGUACAGGUAAAAAAUCUGCAUCUGCUAUUGACCUUGAUGACAGCGAUGACCUUGGCUUUUUGUUGCCAGGCAGCAGAGGGCGUGGCACGGGUAGAGGGAGGGGUCGUGGAGCUAAGAGGCGAAAGACGAUUUGUGAAGCUCCAACACCAAUAGACAAUGAUGUGAUAGUGGCAUCUGAGAGUCCGAAUCUGCCAGCAGUCCCGCGAGGGUUCUCCCGCUGUCCAGGAUGUCAAGAUUUCUUUGGAGAAAGCCUGUUGGGAGCCCACAAGAUUCGAUGUCCAGCCUUGAAGUCAAGCCAACCUGCGUCUGGAGAGAAAGCAACACCAGACUCUAGUUUAUGUGCAGGAAACAUGUCCGCAAAGCAGACAUCAACUUGGACAAGGGAAGUUCGACCAACUAGUUUUGAAAAAUGCAGUGGCUGCAAUGAGCACUUUGCCGCAUCAUCCCUGUCUAUGCACCAGACAAAAUGUAAACGAUGGCAGAUUUUGAAUGGCAACCAAACUAAUCCAACAAGUCCAGCGACAGAGAAGGUAUUGGCCAAUCAAAACGCUACCUGUACAGGGCAGAAACUGGGCUCAGGUUUUAAGGGCUCUGAAUCACCAACAAUAUCUGGGAGUGAGUCCGCCAGCGGAUUAGAAUCGCCCCCAUGGCUCCAGGCUGCUGAAAGGAGACUUCAACGGCAGACAUCGGGGAAAACUGACACAGUUUGUAGAAACAGUGAGAGUAAUGGUACAUGCAGCUCUCUUGUGAACUCCGAUAUGACGAGUCCGGUAUUGGAGUCUCAACAGUUUAUGUUGGAAAAAUAUAGCAGGAAUUCCCUGCAGACCAGUAGUACAGUAGUUCAGAAUCAUAAUAGAAGUCAAUCUAGUCAGAGUCUGUCAGUGCUGGGAAACAAUAGUGCAAGCAGUGUAGGUCAAAGUACCAGUCACAGAGGAUCACAGUCUAGUCAGAUAGGUUCAGCCAGAGGGCUGGGUUACAGUGCAAUCAGUGAUGAUGGUGGGAUUACAGAAUCCUGUGUAACUUCCAAUUCAAAUUAUUCCGUAGCUAGUAGGCAGCCUUGGAACCAACCAGGUGCAGGAGCCGCAGAGCCCCAGGGAGAAGUUCAAGUAGAGUGCCCCCUGUGUGCUGACUUGUACCCAACAUACCUUAUAGAGAUGCAUGCAGCUGUAUGCAGUUUAUAGAUGACUUUAUAUACUAGUAAACUAUUGCUGGGUUCACUCCUAUCUUUAUGUACAAUUAAUGAAGUAGUUCAAUUAAUGCUGGGAUGGAUCCGACAUUAUUUUUUGGAUAAAUGCAUGUUUUAAUAUGUUUAUAUAUGUCUUAAAAGAGUUUGAAAGAUUUAACAUAACUUGAUCUGCUUUUGCUGUUGUGCUUUCUGUUAUGCCGUCUUGUUUUAUUUUAUAUUUGGAUGAAGCUUCUUUAUUAACGCAACAUGAUGCUGAUGUUCCAGUUGUUACGCCUGUUGAGUACAUGGUCCAUGUGUUUUGCUGGAGAUCUUAUGAGGUAUUCAAAGGACAUUUAAUGAGUUGAGGCAAUGCAGUAGACUCUGUCAUUGCAAAGACCUAUAUACACAAACCUUUGGACAAAUUUUAUACAUCUUCCACCUCACAAGACAUACUUGUUACAGUUAAAUAAUCAUUCAAACGUAUCAACUUUUGAAUUAUAUUAUUUCCCCGCUAAU